UCUAAAUUUUGGGUUAAAUUUUUGAUGGAUGGAUAGAUGUGUGAUAUAGAUAUGUAAGAAUGUAUUUAUUUGAUUUGGAUUUGGAUUAAAUCUGGAAAUAUGUUAUUGUUGGUCUUGAUUGUAUAUGAAUACAAUGAUGAUGAUGGUUGCUGGUGUUGAACGAGAACAAGAAGAACAACGAAAUGACAAAGCUGCCCCUCACUUAACGGACUAAGUAGACGGCGUUUGUUCACGGAGUGCAAAGUGAAAAAGUUGACCAACUUCAAGGUUUUUUUUGUAAUUAAUUCACUUAAGGGCAAUAACUGAAAAUCUUUCCAACUUAAGGGACCAAAAAUGUAAUUUUCUCAAAAUUUAAUUGAAAGUUUGAAACUGUGCGUAAAACCCCGUUUCUGGCUUCAUUUGCAUAAAUUCGAUUAAUUGAAUUUGAGUUUCAGGGUUUAGGGUUUGAAUUGUCACACUAAAAUGGCAGCUUGUUCUAUCAACACUUUAUCACUCCAUUAUCCCACAAAAAUUCACCAAUUUCCCAAUUCUCAUAAACAUUCUCUUCUUCAUUUCAAUCCAAUUCUCAACCUUUCUUCAAAACCCACUUCAAUUAUCACAUUUUACAACAAACCCAUCUCAAAGUACCCCUUAAUCAUCUCUACACAUCCACCCCACAAAGGAAUCACCAAGAUUUUGUCAGAAAAGAUUGUUUUUUUACUUGUUGGGUCAUUCAUUUUCAUGGGGUUUUUCAACAAGAAACCUGUAUUAGCACAAACUACUCAAACUCAAAGUCAAACCCAAAGCCAAAGUCAAAGUCAAGAGGUUGAUGAGGAAGAGAUGAUGUAUAUGAAGUUAGUGGAAGAUAAUCCAAAAGAUGUUGAGAUUUUGAAAUCUGUGUUUCAUUGGAAAAUGAAAAGAGGGAAAACUAAAGAGGCUGUUGAGUAUGUUGAGAGAUUAAUUGUUAUUGAGCCUAAAGAAGUUGAGUGGAGGCUUUUGCAAGCUUUGUGUUAUGAGAUGAUUGGUGAUUAUGGUAAAGCUAAGAAUUUGUUCAGAAAUAUUUUGAAAGAAAGACCCCUUUUGCUUAGAGCUUUGCAUGGCCUUGCUAUGGUAAUGCAUAAGAAUCUAGAGGGACCAGCUGUGUUUGAGAUGCUGAAUAAGGCUUUGGAAAUUGCUCGUCAAAGGAAAAAAGUCUCAGAUGAAAGGAAUAUUAGAAUACUAAUUGCACAAAUGCAUGUUGUGAAGGGGGAGUUGGAUGAUGCGUUGAAACUAUUCAAAGAUCUUAUAAAUGAGAAUCCCAGGGACUUUCGUCCCUAUCUUUGUCAGGGAAUCAUCUAUAGCCUUCUUGAUAAAAAGGAAGAAGCCGAAGAACAGUUUUUGACAUACCAAAGUCUCCUGCCAGAUGAAUUUCCUCAAAGAGGAUUCCUAGAUGAUGUUGUUUUGGCAGCAAAAAGAGAAAUACGACAAAGGCACAAGAAAGGUGUGAAACCCGAGUUUUUAUACAAGAAAUAAAUACCCGGUUGCGAUGUUAGCCAGAUGUCACCAAGCUGAUGGUGUCAUGUUCUUUGUUGUGACUUCCCUUUUCCUAGUUGAAAAUAGAUUAGGUUAGCAACUUUUGUAUCAUGUAGUUAAAAGUAUCUGGUUUCAAAAAGAAGUAUUCUUUGGCAAGUGUUUAUACUUUCAUAUAUCUAAUUUAUAGAUCAGUUUUUCCA
This is a messenger RNA of Erigeron canadensis, 1691 nucleotides long. Its product is annotated as protein SLOW GREEN 1, chloroplastic. The record is from RefSeq and is a predicted model, not a curated record. Bases 463 to 1491 code for a protein of 342 amino acids. Gene Ontology annotation, molecular function: protein binding. The transcript has 4 exons. NCBI's taxonomy places the organism in Eukaryota, Viridiplantae, Streptophyta, Magnoliopsida, Asterales, Asteraceae.